UUUCUUGACUAAUGUCUUUUAUGUUAGUUUUAGUGUAUAUUCUCUUAUAUACAAACUAACCGGUGAAUUUUUGUAUUUCUUGAUUUUUAUGUAAAAACACCAUUUUGAUCAAAAGUUAAGUUAGUAAUGUCCAUCUUGUUAGUUUUCAGUUCCCUAUGUUCUUGCUGGAACCCAAGAUUAAAAAAAUAGGGUAGCCUAAUUUAUUUACAUUUUAUAAAACAAACUUCAAAUAUGUGUUUAAUUUAAAGCUAUAUAUAAUAUUGAAACUAAGAUUUUAAAUAGUAAAGAUUAAUAUUCAAUAAAAUAUAUUUUAUCGGACAAUUUAUUUGUAUAAAUAACAAAUAGUAUAGAGUAUACUAAAUAAUAUGUUAUAUCUAGUAAUCUAUUAAUCUAUUAUCUAACAAACUAAGAUAUUUAAUAUGAAUACCAAUAUAUAAUAGAUUAUAGUUUAAUGGAUACAAUUUAUUUAUACCUAUGUUACUCGGACUAUUCAUUUUGCUUCACAUACCCUUGUCCAAUCCUUGAUACUCGGAUAUUGUUAUGGCACUUAGACACUUCAUUUUAGGCGUAAAUUAUAUGUUUAGAUGUAUUCGAUACUUGAACACGUACUAGUGUCCGAACAUUAGUAUUUGAGUUCAAGUAACAUAGAUUUAUACAAACAACAAGCAUGAAGAUCAUACCAAAAACGUAUAAAUAAUAUAAUAAUGUACUUCAUCAAUGAUCUUAUAAAACUCAAAUCAAAAAAAUCAAAAAAUGUAGAUUAGUUUGAACACUUAAUAAUUUAUAGUUUGCUCAACCUUGCCUAACCAUUUAUUAAAAAAUUAACUUACCAUGUCAAUGAUAAUCCUAAAAGUAUAAUUAAGGCCAUAUAAAAUAAAAUUAAUAUUAACAUUAGUUAUUUGGCUAUUUAGAAAAACAUUGCACUAAAGAAAUUACCUAAUGGUCGGUGAAUGAAUUUGGCAUGGUCCAUAUAAAUUUUUCCACUUUGAUUUUUUCUUCUAUUGUACGUUGUAAUCAAACACUAUGUUGUUGAUAUACAAUAAACAACAUAGAAACGUCAAGUUAUUAUGUGCAUAUGGUGGUAUUGUAAUGUUUCAAAAUAUAUGUUUGAAACAAUUUAAAAUAUCAGUCUAUGUGAUUGCACAUCAAUUUUGUUUGAUGGAUCAUCAGGCUGUGCUCUAACCCCCUAUCCCUUGACAGUCGACAAGCAAUUUUGCUUUUUAAGUAUCCAUAAAUUUAUUAAUAGUCUUAAAGUUACAUGGGUGCGAGGUGUAUUCAAUAUUGUGCAAUUCUUGCAAGUUCUGUUUUUCUUUUACUUUGUUUUAUUAUGUAAAACAUUCAUUUUGGAAUGUUGUCCGUUAAGAAAAAGAAGUCAAGCUGGUUCUUAUUUGCGUUCGGGUUUGAACUGUGUGCGUAAAUCUAGCUCGGGAAGCUAUGGUGAUCUUGUGAAGUCUGAUGUUGAUCUUGCGAACAUAUGAUACAAUAAGUUCCUUCUGUUGUUGGACUGACUUGAUCCUUGAAGGUUUCUUCCUUCCAAAUAAUCCUGGUGUAAACAAUUCCGUGUGAUAGGUCGUGUUCUGUCAAGCUGAAGCUGCAACUGAUGAGCAAAAUGUUUGCAAGAGCGUUAAAUCAUCGGAGCGCAUUAAGUUGUCAUUUUUUAUAAUACGUUAAAAACAAAAAAAUUAUGUCAAUUAUGGGGUUCAAGGUUCUAGCAAGAAAACUGUUUUGUUAAAAAGUGUCAACCCCCGUUCUCAACAUUUUAUUUGGCGCAGGAAUGCAUUGGCAUCUUAUCACCUUUGGCUGAUGGAUGGGUCAUUCCUUGUAUUAUCAGGCCCAGAUAUAUCACAUUUCCUCUUCUUAUCCAAAGAAGAGCCCAUCUGAUCCAUUUCCGAUGGCACUACACUAUCACUGCCUCUUAAAUUUUGUGACAUUUGUCCAGCUUCUAAUAUCAUGUCGCUUAUCACGCCCACCUAGCAGCGGAGGCGACAUCACACAUGGAGAUGACCCCAAUAUCACUGACAUUCCAUGAACUUUUGGCUUUGUUCUUGACAUCAUUUAAUCAAUCUCAGGAUUUGCAUUUGUGCAUAUGGAUGAUGAGAAAGAUGCGGAAUAUGCGAUUCGGGCUCUUGAUAGAUCUGAAUUUGGUAGAAAGGGAAGGAGACUUCGUGUUGAGUGGACAAAGCAUGAACAAAGACAAAUUGGAAGAAAACCAGUCAGCUCAAGAAGAUCUGCCAAUUCGAGGCCUUCUAAGACCUUAUUUGUUAUUAAUUUUCCUUAUCAUGCAAAAAUAAGUGACUUGGAAAGACACUUUGAACCAUAUGGGAAGAUUUUAAAUGUAAGGAUAAGAAGAAAUUUUGCCUUUGUGCAGUAUGAGUCUCAGGAGGAUGCUACUAAAGCUUUGGAUGCUACCAAUUCUAGAAAGUUCUUGGAUCAAGUCAUAUCUGUUGAAUAUUCUAUUCGAGAUGAUGAUGACAGAAGAGGUGGGUAUAGCCCAGAGAGAAGAGGCCGUGAUAGGUCUCCUGAUAGGAGGAGGUCACCAAGUCCUUACAGAAGAGAGAGAGGAAGUCCUGACUACGGAACUGGACCUACGCCAGCUUCCUACAAGGGAGAGAGAGGGAGUCCUGAUUAUGGUAAUGGCUCAAGUCGUAGUCCUCUUCGAGUGAGAAGGAGUCCUGAAUAUGGGGCUCGCUCUGGCCGUAGUCCUCAUCGAGGACAAAGGAGUCCUGCAUAUGGGGCUCGUAACCGUUCAAGCCGUAGUCCACAUCAGACAUCGAGAGAGAGGAGCCCACAUUAUGGCCAUGAACGGAGCUCUAGUACUCAUCACAAGGAGUGUUCACCUGUUCUUCAUGAUCAUAGUCGAAGUCCUCAUGGGGGGGACAGAAUUGGGAAUGGUUAUGGCCAUUGUCCGAGUUCAAGCCCGUAUCCAGAGGAAGGGGCCAUAUCUGACGAUCUUAGGGAACCCAGGAGCCCCAUUAACAAGGAAAGCUUGAGAGACAGCCCUAUUGGUGAAUGUGGAAGCCCAAUUGACAACAGAUAUAAAAGCCCCUCUCCUCAAGCGCGGCGAAGGUCACAAUCUUGAUCUGCAGUUGCUUCAAUCUUGGAUCAGAUUUUGGGCUGCUUUCCAUUUAUACCAUUUUGGGCUGUGCUCCCAGCUAUGACAUUGUCUCUUUGAUUGAAGAUAGAACUAUUAGUUUGUAGUUGAAGCUUUGGUAGUUUAGUCCCAGUCUGUAUUCCAUUGGCAUGUAUAAAUCUUAUAUACUUCUUCCUGUACAAUAUUGAUGGAGGUGAAUUUGAUAUCAUGAUGUUCUAUAGUAAA
Messenger RNA from Amaranthus tricolor (Joseph's coat), 3316 nucleotides. Its product is annotated as serine/arginine-rich splicing factor RS41-like. Gene Ontology annotation, biological process: mRNA splicing, via spliceosome. The coding region runs from base 2087 to 3079 and encodes 330 amino acids. The record is from RefSeq and is a predicted model, not a curated record. Gene Ontology annotation, molecular function: RNA binding. NCBI's taxonomy places the organism in Eukaryota, Viridiplantae, Streptophyta, Magnoliopsida, Caryophyllales, Amaranthaceae. Gene Ontology annotation, cellular component: nuclear speck. The transcript has 5 exons.